Messenger RNA from Eucalyptus grandis, 1203 nucleotides. RefSeq names its product protein SEH1. NCBI's taxonomy places the organism in Eukaryota, Viridiplantae, Streptophyta, Magnoliopsida, Myrtales, Myrtaceae. The coding region runs from base 82 to 1056 and encodes 324 amino acids. Gene Ontology annotation, molecular function: protein binding; structural molecule activity. The transcript is spliced from 8 exons. Gene Ontology annotation, cellular component: nuclear pore outer ring; Seh1-associated complex. Gene Ontology annotation, biological process: positive regulation of TORC1 signaling; cellular response to amino acid starvation. The record is from RefSeq and is a predicted model, not a curated record.
AGAAAAACCCGACAAAAGCCCUAGACACUAGACGGAGGUUUUAGUUCAGGCGGGCUCAGCUCAUAUCAAUCGAGGGCGACGAUGGAGAAGUCGCUGCUGAAGCUGGACAAGGGCACGACCUGCACCUCGUGGAACUACUCCGGCGACCGGCUGGCCUCCGGCUCCGUCGACGGGACGCUCGCCGUCUUCGACUCGCGCCACCCGGCUUCCUCCUCCUUCGCCUGCACUUCCAGAACCAAGGUGCAUGAGGGGAGUAUUGUGAAGAUAGUCUGGGUUCCUCCAGAAUAUGGCGACGCGGUGGCUUGCGUAUGCGAGGAUGGAACUUUCUCGUUAUGGGAAGAGCUUGUUGAAGAUUCUGUACCCCUCCAGUGGAAACUUUGUGAGCGCUUUAAAAGCGGUUCAGCUAAGGUGUUGGAUGUCCAAUUCGGUGUUUCUCCUUCAAGUUUGAAAAUGGUUGUUGCUUCCUCGAAUGGGUAUGUGAAAGUCUAUGAACUGAUGAAUCCCAUGGAGCUGAAGAAUUGGCAACUUCAGGCCGAAUUCCAGAAUGUUAUCGAUCUGGUUUCCCCAUCUUCGAAGGCCUUGUGCUCAUCAGCAUCAAUUUCUUGGAAUCCACUAAGAGGUGAAGGCCAGGGAUCAAGCUUUAUCUUGGGUUUUAGUUCAGAUAGUCCGCAACUUACUUCCUCCAAGGUGUGGGAAUAUGAUCAGGCCCAUCAAAGGUGGCUCCCAGUAGCAGAGUUGGCUUUGCCUGACGACAAGGGUGAUUGGGUUUAUGGUGUUGCAUGGGCACCUAACAUUGGAAGGCCUUAUGAGGUGAUAGCUGUGGCAACUGAGAAAGGAAUUUCAAUCUGGCAUCUUAGCCUGAAUGUUGAGGUGGAUGGAAGGCUCUCGGUGGAAAAGGUUGCAUCUCUUUCUGGUCAUGAAGGCGAGGUGUGGCAAAUGGAAUGGGACAUGAGCGGAAUGACCUUGGCAACAACCGCGAGUGAUGGCUCAGUGAAACUGUGGCAAUCUAACUUGAAGGGUUCAUGGCAGGAACAAGCUACAUUUGUGACUACUUAACUGCACUGAUCCUUUUGAGGUCUGUUUUGUUUGUCACAGUAAUUGGAAAUCAUAUCUUGUAAUGAAGAAAUUUUUGCAGAAAGCAAAGUUAGUUUGGCUAGCUCAUUAACGAAAUUUUUGGUGGCUGAUCUCAAUUUCUUUCGACUC